AUGGGAGCCUACAAGUACAUCGAGGAGCUCUGGCGCAAGAAGCAGAGCGACGUGCUGCGCUACCUGCUGCGCAUCCGCUCCUGGGAGUACCGCCAGUGGCCGUCGAUCGUGCGGCUGACGCGGCCGUCCAGGACGGAGAAGGCGCACAAGCUGGGCUACAAGGCCAAACAGGGCUUCGUGGUGUACAGGGUGCGCGUGCGGCGCGGCAACCGGAAGAAGAAGGCCUCCAAGGGCAUCGUGUACGGCAAGCCCGUGCACCAGGGCAUCACGUCGAUCAAGCCCAAGAAGAACCACCAGUCGCUGGCGGAGGAGCGCGUGGGGCGCAAGUGCGGCGCCCUGAGGGUGCUCAACAGCUACUGGAUCAACGAGGACAGCACCUACAAGUACUACGAGGUCAUCCUUGUUGACCCCUUCCACCAGGCUAUCAGAAAUGACCCCCGCAUCAACUGGAUUUGCAGGCCGGUGCACAAACACCGUGAGAUGCAUGGCCUGACCUCCUCGGGGAGGAAGUACCGCGGCCUGGUGGGGAAGGGCCACCGCCACACACACUGCCGCCCCUCCAGGAGGGCAGACUGGAAACGCAGGAACACGCUCAGCCUCCGGAGGUACAGAUAG
This is a messenger RNA of Ostreobium quekettii, 615 nucleotides long. The record is from the annotation of a GenBank genome assembly. NCBI's taxonomy places the organism in Eukaryota, Viridiplantae, Chlorophyta, Ulvophyceae, Bryopsidales, Ostreobiaceae.